AUGGCGCCUCCCAAACAAACAGUAUCUGCUUCGGCCACCGUCCCAUUCAUAUACAGUCUCCUCCUCACGACACUAGAGCCACUGUUCGCAGCCAACGGCGCCAUUCUCGUCUUCCGCACACCAGGGGACUAUCUCUCUACAAUGACGCGACACGGCGCCGCGUUCACAGCCGGAUCGACAUUCUUGUACACCUCACUGGGCGGCAGCUGGCUGUACUUUGCGUUCGUGGAGGCCGUUGUCCUGCGCGCGUACGACGACCUGCGGCUCUGGCGACUUCUCUGUGCGGGCAUGUUGCUCAGCGAUGUGGCCUUUUGCCAUUCUGCGGCGCAGGCGGUCGGGGGGUGGGCGAGGUGGUUGGACUUGGGGGCCUGGACGAUGGAUGACCACUUGGUGUUUUGGGGGACGGCGCCUUUUGUUCUUGUGAGGGUGUUGCUUGUGCUUGGUGUUGGGGUGAAGGCUGUGGAUGGGAGGAAGGUGGUUUGA
Messenger RNA from Pochonia chlamydosporia 170, 483 nucleotides. RefSeq lists its product as hypothetical. The coding region runs from base 1 to 483 and encodes 160 amino acids. The transcript has a single exon. The record is from RefSeq and is a predicted model, not a curated record. Lineage: Eukaryota; Fungi; Ascomycota; Sordariomycetes; Hypocreales; Clavicipitaceae.